Messenger RNA from Cornus florida, 969 nucleotides. RefSeq names its product protein FAR1-RELATED SEQUENCE 5-like. Gene Ontology annotation, biological process: regulation of DNA-templated transcription. The coding region runs from base 1 to 969 and encodes 322 amino acids. The record is from RefSeq and is a predicted model, not a curated record. The transcript is spliced from 3 exons. NCBI's taxonomy places the organism in Eukaryota, Viridiplantae, Streptophyta, Magnoliopsida, Cornales, Cornaceae.
AUGUCGACUGUGAUGGAGGCGGCGGUGAGCUCAGAUGGGAUGAGCUUGGCUAUGGCAGAUAUCGAUUGUGAUGGAGGCGGUGGUGAGCGAGCUAUUUUUGCUCUAAACGGCAUUGUGCAUCAAUAUGAUUUGUUUUUUAGGGUGUGUUGUAUCAAAUCUGAGGAGAGUUGUUUGAAGACAAACAUUAAUAUGGAAAUGUCCGCGGGUGACAUUAGUUGGAAACCUAAGUUUGGAAUGGAGUUUGAAACUCAAGAAAAAGCUUAUGAGUUUUAUAAUGAGUAUGGGCGCAGGACUGGGUUUAGUGUUAGAAAAGAAAACUGUAAUAAAAAUCUGAUUACCGGUGAACUUACUUCAAGGUUAUGUGUUUGUUGCAAGGAAGGUUUUCGAGGUAAAGAUAAGCGGGACUACUUGACGAAGAACCCAAGAGCUGAGACUAGGACUGGUUGUGGUGCCCAAAUGAAUAUCAAAUUGAAUAGAGGCAGUAAUAAGUAUUGGAUGAUUCUGGAAUAUGAAUUGUUAGGAAGGCAUGUUGGUGGAAAGGAGUGUCUUGGGUUCACUAAGCUAGACCAAAAAAAUUAUCUACGGUAUAAAAGACAACGAAAUCUAGCAGUCGGGGAGGCGGGAAGCUUGUUAAGAUAUUUCCAACAACACUUGUUGGAAAAUCCUUCAUUCUUUCACGCUGUGCAACUGGAUAAUGAGGAGCAAAUAACAAAUAUUUUUUUGGCAGAUGCAAAACUGAUUAUUGAUUAUGGUCAAUUUGGAGAUGUCGUGAUUUUUGAUACUACAUACAAAGUCAAUAAAGCUAAUCGACCAUUUGCAGUUUUUGUUGGAUUUAAUCAUCAUCGAGAAACCAUUAUAUUUGGAGCUGCAUUGAUGUAUGAUGAGACUGCCGAUUCUUUCAUUUGGUUAUUUGAAACUUUUUUGGAGGCAAUGUCAAAGAAAAAUCCGAAAACCAUUUUCACUGAUUAA